AUGCAUAUUCUUCUCCUCAGCACGUCACACCACAACAGCUCUUUGAUUGUCCAAUCCGCGCUAUCAAGAAGCUAUACUGUCACAAUGCUUCUUCCUCUUGGUUCUUACGUCCCAAACAUCGCCAAUGUUACUCUCGUCACUGGGUCGCCGACAUGUCAGCACCAUCUCGAAGCAGCGCUUCAGACACCAAAAUCACCCCAAGCUAUCAUCAUAGCUUUCGAUGAUGCCAGCAUCUGGGAUUCGGUCACCAGAGCUCUUGUAAAUGCUAUCAAAGCUGUGCAUCUACGUACUAGAACCGAAUGCAAGGCUCCGUGCUCGAUUAUGUCUCUGCCUCUUCGCCUUGUAUUCACUCACAGCAGUGUCAAACAAAUGAGGCGAGACUACUUCAACAAGGCCGACACAAUUGUGCAGGAGAGUACCUUACCCUUUGUCUUGGUUCAAUGCCAACCUCGUCAGGAUACCACCAACAGCAUACGUGCUUCUCCAUGUGAUGGACGGGGUCUUGCUUGGAUGGCUGCCGUCAAGAGAGCCAAUAUGGCCAAGACACCAAGUCUAACAGACACCAGCCUGUCAUUAGAAGUGACCGUUUCAGAAACACAGUAA
Molecule: messenger RNA, 603 nt
Organism: Fusarium coffeatum
Lineage: Eukaryota; Fungi; Ascomycota; Sordariomycetes; Hypocreales; Nectriaceae
Exons: 1
Coding region: 1-603 (200 amino acids)
Source: RefSeq, a predicted model, not a curated record